Messenger RNA from Toxorhynchites rutilus septentrionalis, 2407 nucleotides. It is a transcript of the gene Uev1A, whose product is annotated as ubiquitin-conjugating enzyme E2 variant 1. Lineage: Eukaryota; Metazoa; Arthropoda; Insecta; Diptera; Culicidae. Gene Ontology annotation, cellular component: nucleus. Bases 480 to 911 code for a protein of 143 amino acids. The transcript has 4 exons. The record is from RefSeq and is a predicted model, not a curated record. Gene Ontology annotation, biological process: protein K63-linked ubiquitination; DNA damage tolerance.
CGUACUUGCCAUCGAGACGGUCGAACAGAAGGAAGAAGAAUCGCGAACGCAAGACUGAAAAAAAGUUCAGUCACGAAAGGGAGGAGAGUGUCAGGUCAUCCGCGCGGACUGCAAAAAUAGGUGAACAUAGUGCUGCUCAAUAUCUGGCGAAAAAUUAGCAGUGAAUCAACGAAGAAAGUUGAUUGGCUAGUGCGCGUUGGAUCAAUUCCGUUUAGAUAUAAAGUUUUCUCAGUCUAGAAACCAUUCAUAAACUGACUGCUGUGGUGUGGAGCAAAUAUAAAAGCUCGAACAAAAGCUAGCCGGCGGUGACGUGAAAACGAGAGAAGCGAGUAGGUGAAUAUUUGAUAUUUUGCCUUGCCGUCUGUUCGUCUGAUUUUUUACGUCUACAUAAUACUCGGAAGCACCACUCGGUCGACGGAGUGAAGGAAAGUCGGCUAAUUGCUCCCCCCAACACAGGAGCUUCACAGAAACAGUCUACAAUGGCCUCCACGACCGGUGUUGUGGUACCCCGCAAUUUCCGACUGCUGGAAGAGUUAGAAGCAGGACAGAAAGGCGUCGGCGAUGGCACUAUCUCAUGGGGUUUGGAAAACGACGAUGACAUGACCCUCACUCACUGGACCGGUAUGAUUAUUGGCCCCCCAAGAACACCAUACGAAAACAGAAUGUACUCGCUGAAAGUUGAAUGCGGUGAACGCUACCCAGAUGAGCCGCCUACGCUGAAGUUUUUGUCAAAGAUUAACAUUAACUGCAUCAAUAGUCAAAAUGGAGUGGUUGACCACCGAAUGGUCCCCGUGCUAAAUAGAUGGAACCGUGAAUACACGAUUAAGACAAUUCUUCAAGAAAUUCGUAGGAUUAUGACGUUAAAGGAGAAUUUAAAGUUAACACAGCCACCGGAAGGAAGCUGCUUCUAGUGGCCGUAAAGAGAGGAAGAGAACGGAGAGAAAGAUGGGAGCUCUGGUAUUUGCUACUCUAUAUGCGUCUCGUCAUCGUGUUAUUGUUCGUGUGCGUACGCGUCCGCCUUUUGCUCUACACAUACACACUGCAGGGGGAGGAAACAACAUCAUCAACAAUAGCAACAAUAAAAGCAAAUAAAGAAAAUCGGGGAAAAGGAAAUGCUGCAACCAUACAAUUUUCACUAUUGCAAAUACAGCUACUAAUGUUGCUAUGAUUCUUUCUUUUCUCUUUUUUUCUCAUUCACUGUUACGUUUAUUGUGAUUUGAAACAGCAUAGAAUACAGAAGCAAAUACAAACAUGAACAGCAAUAGCAGAUCUUACUCGACGAAACAGACAUUUUAAGCUACAAGCACACCAGAACCUCUUCAAUCGGAAAACAGAAAGAAAAUGAAAUCAUUGCUGUUUAAUAUUAUUCGUGAAUAUUUUACUACUGCUGAAGAUUAGUAAUUCUAUUUAAAAUUCGUUUCCUGGUUGAAGAUGAAAGAUUUGAUUUUUAGGAACAUGAUUGUUAUGAAUGACUUAGUUUCUCAGAAAACAGGAAAAAAAAACCAUUAGGAUGUAAACAUUUGCAUCAACAUGACUAUCAGUGUCGUUUUUCAAAGCACGACGAAUGAUAGCGAAAGAAGAGACAAUUCGUUGAAACAAAGCCGCUAGCUAAUACCAACAGAUGUUAGCGAAGAAGUAAAGAAGUUUUGUUCUGCAUCUUUACAUCGAUUACUAAAGUUAUCGAGUGAUGUAAUGCAAUUCAGCACUUAUCGAAAACCAACAAAAGUGAAGCAUUACUGAUUUAUAACGCUUCGUUUUGUCUUUCGGAAACAAAGACGGGUUUCAGUUUGCCUACAUUACGGAUAUUUUUAUUUGUGUUCCCUUUCAACGUUGUUCACAGCAGCGAUGAGCGAUGAAAAAAUUGGCACUUUGUUGCAUAAACCUUUCAGAAGUACAUAUAAUUCUCAGUCAAUAGAAAACUAACACAAGAAAACUGCUUUAACUAGAACGUUUAAGAGGGGAAGAGAAGAAGAGAAAAAAAUUACCCGUAUAAUUAUCAUUUAGAUAUCGAACAGUCUUAUUCCAGCAAGUGAAAUGAAAAGCUUAUAACGAAAAUUAACAUGGUAAUAUAAAUUAUAAACAAAGAAACUUUACGAGACACUUCGGAAAUGACUUCUGCAUUCCACCUCUCCUCUUUAGCGAAUAUAUCACUAUUCAUUGGUGUAGAAAAGAACAAACUAUUACUAUAGGGAAAGAAGCAUUGGUGGAAUUAUACAAAAAAAAGAAAGUUAGUACGGAUGAAGAAAUGAGUAAAAAACAAGUAAAUAUUCGUUGAUAAUUCCCUUCCCCUUUAUCGACAAUUGAAGAAGAAAAAAAACAGUAAACGGAGAUAUAAAAAAAUGAGAUAAACAUGAUACGGCUUUUGUUCUUUUAAAAACUGCAUUAAAGGUGAGUAAACUAAAAUGUA